This is a messenger RNA of Equus caballus (horse), 3879 nucleotides long. RefSeq names its product regulation of nuclear pre-mRNA domain containing 1B (gene RPRD1B). Gene Ontology annotation, biological process: mRNA 3'-end processing. Gene Ontology annotation, molecular function: RNA polymerase II C-terminal domain binding. The record is from RefSeq and is a predicted model, not a curated record. Lineage: Eukaryota; Metazoa; Chordata; Mammalia; Perissodactyla; Equidae.
GGGACUCACUGCGCCGGCGUGCGGGCGCGAGCGGAGAAAGCGCCUUCUGGAGGCUGCUGAACUGCGCUCUUUUCCCGGGCUGUUGCUUUCGAAGUGCCGUGAGCGAGGUCCAGACAGGCCGCCGCCACUGGAGAGGCGUUUUUCUACAGCUCUGACACCUCCUGUGUCCAGCCACUCCGGCCCUUGCCCUUUGACCCCUCUCGGCGGGGUGAGAGGUCGGUGGCCAUCUUGUGGCGGCGGCGCGGGCCGCUGUUUCUGCGGAGACUCAUCCCCUCCCCCUCCUUGCCCCUCUGGCCGUCUGUCAGUCAGUAAAGAGUCCCCAAGGCCGUCAGGUGAGGCCCGGGCCUCGUCCGUUGCUCUUGCCGCCGCACUGGGCGGCCCAGGCCGCUCCCUGCCGGGCCUCACCGCUGCCACCAUGUCCUCCUUCUCCGAGUCGGCGCUGGAGAAGAAGCUCUCGGAGCUGAGUAACUCUCAGCAGAGCGUGCAGACCCUGUCCCUGUGGCUCAUCCACCACCGCAAGCACGCGGGACCCAUCGUCUCCGUGUGGCACCGCGAGCUCCGCAAAGCCAAAUCAAAUAGAAAGCUUACUUUUCUGUAUUUAGCAAAUGAUGUCAUCCAAAACAGUAAAAGGAAAGGACCUGAAUUUACUAGAGAAUUUGAAUCUGUCCUUGUGGAUGCUUUUUCUCAUGUUGCCAGAGAGGCAGAUGAAGGCUGUAAAAAACCUUUAGAAAGAUUGCUGAACAUCUGGCAAGAAAGAAGUGUGUAUGGCGGCGAGUUCAUACAGCAGCUGAAGCUGUCUAUGGAGGACUCCAAGAGCCCUCCCCCCAAAGCAACAGAGGAGAAGAAGUCUCUGAAGCGAACUUUUCAGCAGAUACAAGAGGAGGAGGAUGAUGACUACCCUGGAAGCUACUCUCCCCAAGAUCCUUCUGCAGGACCCCUCUUGACUGAGGAACUCAUCAAAGCUCUGCAGGACCUGGAAAAUGCCGCAUCGGGGGAUGCUACUGUCCGACAGAAAAUUGCUUCUUUGCCCCAGGAAGUGCAAGAUGUUUCUCUAUUGGAAAAAAUAACAGACAAAGAGGCAGCUGAACGUCUUUCAAAAACAGUAGAUGAAGCAUGUCUGUUGCUAGCAGAAUAUAACGGGCGCCUGGCGGCAGAACUGGAAGACCGGCGCCAGCUGGCUCGGAUGUUGGUGGAGUACACCCAGAACCAGAAAGAUGUUUUGUCAGAAAAGGAGAAAAAACUAGAAGAAUAUAAACAGAAGCUUGCUCGGGUAACCCAGGUCCGCAAGGAACUGAAGUCUCAUAUUCAGAGCUUGCCCGACCUGUCAUUGCUGCCCAACGUCACAGGGGGCUUGGCCCCCCUGCCCUCUGCUGGUGACCUGUUUUCAACUGACUAGGGCAGGUGUCAUGCCCCAGAUUGCCAUCUGUACCAGCAGAAAGAAGAGGGCAACUUGUGUUUGGAAGUAACCUUGUAGCCCCUGGUUCUAUCCCUCUUUCCGUCCAGCCCCCCAGCCUCAAGAAAGAACCACAGACUGAUUCUCCUCUCUGGUCUCUCCUGGUGAGCACAAUUCGGAACAGUGGCAGGUGGGAUCCAGUUAGCUUCAUGUUUGGAAAGAAUACAAACUUUCCUGCUUUGUGCUCUCAUGCCCCUGUUGAUUUUCCAUUUUUACCUCUCUACCCCGAAAAGAUUAUGAAAAUCAUGUGUAUUUCUGGAAGCUUUCAGAAGAAUCUUGUCCCUCAUGUCAGCAUUUUGUCAUGAAAGCAGCUUCUCUUUUCUGAGCUGGGCUUGUUCAAGUUUAGUCCAGGCGUCCACUGAGGGACUGGCUCUCAGUUGUUGGGUUUCCUGGCUCUCAUCCACCCCAAAGGUUGGAGCCCAGCUGUUGAGCAGCUUUGCCGUAAAGAGUUUGCCAAAUCUCCGAUCCUCCCUUACGUUACUUCCAGUGACGUACUGUCAAAGGUUUGGUGCGUUUUUCGUAAGCAGGCUAGAGAAUCUAGCAGUGACAUUCGAAGCUGUCUGGGACGUAAAGUCACAGUCCAGAGACAGAAACAGGCAUCACAGGCACGACUUGAAAGUAAGUUACUUGCUUCAGGUUCCUACAAACAGCCUUCCCAGGCUGCACUUGUCGAGAGUCCCACCCACUGUCGUAGAGCGUGUUCCUAAAAACAUGAUCUUUUGACCCCAAUUGGUUGAGGGCGAUUGUUAGAAAUGGUGCUGGUGGGCCCCUUUCAGAAGCUCAGGCAUCCUGAGAGCCCAGGCUCUGCCUGCGUGUUCCUAUGACCCUUUCUUUAGGGGAGUAGGGCACACACUAACAUUUAAUUCACGGUGUGGGCACAUGUCCACAGUAUGGUGACUAAACUUGAAUAUCUCCCUUGCACAUAUGACGCUCUGUGCACUUGUCUGUACAUCAGUUCACGCCGCUGCACGUGUCCUGUGCCCGUAGGAGGAGGAGUACUUUGCCUCAGAUGUGGUUGAACAGCUCACCGGGCAGGGGAAGGGGGAAAGAUGGGGGUACUUGUUUGGGGUUUUAAUUCCAUUAUCAUGCCAGCUGACAUUAUGACUAUAUAAUGUAGUUAGAGAGGAUUUUUACUUUGCUUUUAGUAAAGGUUAGGCCUGUUAACUGUAAAUCAUUCUAAUUUGGCAGGCUUAUUUUUGACAUUGGAAAGGGCAGAAAACAAUUUGCCCCAAUAGUGUAAUAGGAAUUGUAGCCCAGAGGCUGAAAUCUAGAAGCUAUAAAAAGGAAUUCAGUGCAAAGGGCUUCAGAAUCUCCAUUAUUUUGAGUUGCUCUUUUCAGGAUUACCAAAAAGCCAAUUAUUUGUAAUUUUACAUGUUAAACAUGUUAAAACAUAACCUAUGUUUUAAAAAGUGUAACAAGCUUCCCUUCAGAAGCUCAGGCUGCCUGCCAUGAAGUGAGAACACGUAGCAGGUAUUCAGUUCAAUUCUGUGUAGAACCUGGUAACAUUUAAGCUGUUUUUCUGAUUCAAAUAUGGUCUGUGUGUUGUUUGCUUAUUGAUACUGCCUAUUGUCCUGUCAUUAUUAAACUAAUGAGUCUCUGUGUAAGUUUUUCUCCCAGGGCAGUAACUUUACUAAAAUUGCAAGAUAAAUUCCAGUCUUUGCUGUUUCUGCACAUGUGCCCCUCCCCAUAUGAUGCGCUGCUUUAGUCCUGCCUGUGAGCUUGUUUCUGAGCAGACCCGUCUUGGACAUUUCUCUAUGCUUUCACCAAGGAAGCAAAAUGUUACUAGCCACAAACCAACGAAAAGGGUGUGGUAGAUAUUGUAGAUACGAUCAGCUAGAUGAAAAUGUUAUAACAUAAUAGAUUUCACCCACUGCUAUGUUUUAACUGAUUGAGUCUUUGACCAGCAAUUGGUGCAUAAUUCUUACAGCAAGAGCAAGAAAUGAAACUGUAGCAAUUAUGUAAAUGAAUUUGUUGGCCUCUUAACACCUGUUACUAGUGGACUUCCUGUGAGGAAGUUAGUUUCGGUUGUUUUAAAUGAAAUGCUUUUGUUUUUUAAAUUGGACUUCUCCCCACAUCCUCUCUAAGUGUGCUUCCUCCAUUUGUUUAAUUUAAGUGAACGUUUUUCCCUCUGUAUGAAGUGAUCUGGUGGGGCGGGGUGGGUGGUUUUUGUUUUGUGUUUUUUCUUCUUUACUUAGGGCAUCGGUAGGCCUCAAAGGACCUUUCCUUUAGGUCAUAUUCCUCAGAAAGUCUUCAAUCUUCCUUUGUUUUUAUUGUUUGUUUUUUUCUUAAAGAAUAUUUUUAAAGCUUAAAUUUGUAUAUUAAUUUAGGACUUUAUUUAGAAGUAUAGGCUGUCAUUGGCGGCAGCAGUAUAUUCUGAAAUGUCUCAUAGAUAUAUAUUUUUGAAUAAAGAUGGUGUUGUUGAAUGA